Messenger RNA from Alligator sinensis (Chinese alligator), 2837 nucleotides. RefSeq names its product chromosome unknown C2orf54 homolog (gene MAB21L4). NCBI's taxonomy places the organism in Eukaryota, Metazoa, Chordata, Crocodylia, Alligatoridae. Bases 1 to 1335 code for a protein of 444 amino acids. The record is from RefSeq and is a predicted model, not a curated record. The transcript is spliced from 5 exons.
AUGGCUGUGAAGGUUUCCCAUUGGCAUAACUAUCUCAGAGUGAUACUGUCCAGGGAGGACCAGAGGAUGGAGCAUUUCCAAAGGGCAGAGAACAUCCUGCUGACUGUGUUAGAGGAAGUUAAUGCCAUCGAUCCCAGGUUUCUAGUGGAUUAUUCGAGAAACCUGGAAGCCUUUGAAUUUGCCCUCUGCUCCUCAGAGGAUGAAGUGACUGUUGAGGUUCCCCUGUGGCUUAAUGGCGAUGACCUCUUGAUGAAGGAGGGCUCAGGUCACUGGAGCCAGUCUGGAAGGGGUACCAGCAGACACUAUCCAGUAUCAGACUUCUGCUACUUAGGAGUGCCCAAGGAAGGAGCUGGCUUGGAAAACUGGACCAGUAAAGACGUAUUCAGUACAGCAGACAGUGCUGAAUGCAGUGGGUACAUAGUCCCAGGCAAGGUUCUCAGACUCCUGAGGGAACUCAUUGUUGCUGCCAUUGUACACUGCAAGCACCAGUUCCUCAUCCAACCAGGUGACCUCAGUGCUGAGAGACUGAAGGAAGAAAGCAUGCAGCUGCCUCUGCUAGUGUCCAGUGGUUGGAAGAUUAUCCAGUUCAACCUCAUCCCAGUUGUGAAGAGAACACAGGCAAAUCUUAAACUCAGCAGCAGCAGAUGGAGAGAAAGAGGAUUUCCAGAAGGCAGCCUGAGCAGAGUAACCCAAGGGGUGGACUUCAUCCCUGCCACAUAUCAUCACUGGAGGUACUCCACUAAUCGUCCUGUUGUGAGACUGCUCCACAUCAUGGGCACUAUGGAAGGUCACCGUUUAGACAGCCUCCGCCUUCUGGACCAGGUCAACAGUGAAGACUGGAGAGAAGAAGGCAAGAAGAGAGGACUCUCAUUCAAGCAUUUGGAGAUGGUGUUGCUGUGGGCCACGAAGCUGUUCCCUUCCCCUGAGGACUGGGAAGAACUAGAAGGAUCCAUCUAUCGGCUCCUUGUGAUCCUCCUUUGUAGCUUGGCAACCAAAAACCUACCCCACUUCCUGCGUCCUGAGGAAAACCUCUUCCAAGAAGAGGACCUAGACCUGACCACCUUAUACCACAAGGUGGAGGGGUUUGCCAGUACCCCACAGCGGUUCCUCAAGUUCCAUUUCACUCCCAUGGGGCAUAACAACCUUCAGCAGAAGGAUAUGGGCAUCCAGGCCUUGCUGCAGCUCCCAGCUAAGAACAGCAGCUACUGGGACACUGCCUUCUUCGAUGUCCUGCUUAGUAAGUUUCAGGUCUACCGGAUCCAGGACAAACAGAGGCUCUCUGCUAUGUCAGAUACUUUACUGAAGGCCAAGAAAGCAGUUCAUGACCAGAGCUGAGCCGUGUCCUGCAUUGCUGUUUCUGCUUUGAUCACAGCCCUCUUGCAGGAACCAAAAAUUCCUUGGGUAGUUCAACAAGGCAGAGAAAAGAGAAGGGGCAAUCAGAGCAGAGAGGAAAUAAGCUUGUGGUGAGGCCUGGGAUGGAUAGGUCAUGUCAGCAGAAGGGGAGAGGUGAUGGGCUCACUUAUGGAUUUUAUACAACCUCUGCCUUUUAAUGAGCAGGUGAAUAUACUCUGUGUAUGGUUUUCUGUUUAGGACACUCAGCAGUCCCUUAUCAUCAUACCAGUAGCUGAAUUCUCUGUACAUACUGUGCGAGCCCAGCUGGUUGCAAUUACACUUAAUAUUUUUUGUUAUUUGGACUGGAUCUUCUGCUGGGAAAUAUGGUGCUCCUGGGCAAAUCCAGUCACACAAAGACCUGUUGUGCCACAUGUCUCUGUUUAUUAAUAUAGUGUAUUCCACCCUCUGUUCACAUCGCAUGUACUGGCAAAUUUACACAUGCACAUGGUGUUUGUUUUUGUAUGGUUUUGUAUAUCAAAUCCUGCAGUUAGAGCCUGGCAUCUGAUCCUAUGGUCCUGAUUGGUUUAAAAUACCUUUUUUGGAGGAUGUAGCUUCCUGAUUGCAGGACCACUGUGUGCUGGUGGCCUAGCCCCUGCUGGCUGUGGGGACAAUUGGGGCAGAGGCUGCAAGGAAGGAGAAGGAAGAAGUGGACAGGGCUGAACAAGAAGCCAUGUUCCUAGAAGGCCUUGGGCCUGCAGAUCAGAGCACAGCUGCCAUGCUGCAAGGAGUGUAAAGGGAGGCUAUGAGUGCAGAGGGUGUAGAUAAGCCAGUUCUCUGAACUAGGCAGCAAUAGAUCCUGCACUGCUUAUAACUUUUAAAGACUGCAGGGUGCUAAGGAGGGGACAUAGGAGCAAAGUAGGCCUGGCUGAAGAGACAGGGGCUUACCUGUGCUCCCCAUCAUGUAAACAGGACACUUAGCUCCUUGCCCCCCUAUGUAGGCCCACUCUGGCUUCUGGGCAAGAGCAUCACACAACACUGCUGAUGCACACUCAGGUUGCACUGGGUCCCUAUGACCACCUCACCUUUCCCCUUGUAUGCUGGAGUGCAUUGUUCCACAACUGAAUGCUGCAAAAUCAAGUCAUGAUCAGGGCUGUGGGAUAAUUCUGUAUGCUGCUGCCUCACCACCUCCUCCUGCUGUGGACAGGUUGAAAGCCAAAUCAGAUCUAUGACUGCACCUAUCAGCUGGAUCAUGUUAUUCCACUCCUCCAGCACCUCAUUGGCCUUGUCCCCUCUUGUUUUUUCCUGUCAAUCCCACACUGCCCUGACCACAUGCUGAUUAUUUGCCAGUAAAGCAAACACUCUGAAUGUCCAUGUGCAGAUCCAAUCAAUACUGCAAACAGCCAGUUCUCAAUGGAACGGUCUGCCCUUCUGAGUCUGAAAGGCUCCUUUCUCCCCUGGAAGGUGCUUCAGCUGGCCAGGUGUUCACCAAUAUUUUGCCAGGUACA